GAAAAUAAAGUUCAGUGAUAGUCCAUAGAUUAUACUGUAUGAUGAUAAAAAAUGCAGUCUACAUCUACAGGAAAUAUUUGUUGGUAUAAUACAGAUUACACACCUACUUAAGAACUAGUUGUUGACGUUAAGCGGAUGGGUCAUCGUGUUGGUAUAUUUUAUUUCUUUACAUCGCGAACAAGUUACGUAUUUCAAGAACGAUAAUUUUAACUAAGCAAGAAUCAUCAAGAAGGACUAUUAAGUUGUGGUAAAAUGAGAAGUGAAAGUUAUAUUCUACUUUUAUGUAUUUUGUUUACAUUUCAAAUAAAAACUGCUUUCAAUAAGGACCAAAGAUAUAAUCCCAGCACUGACUUUUUAUUGCAUGAAAAUGGUGGCGUCGCAUACGAUUCUAAAAGAGAUUAUGUAAACCAAUUCCCCGCUUUAAAGCCUUCUAGUCAAGCAGGACCGGCGAGUCCUGUGAGUUCACCCCCUACGCCUACAAACGGCAAAAGAGAUUAUGUGGCUCCUCAAAGACCUACUAGUCCUCCAAAUGCUGCAACUACGAAAUCAACUCAAAGUAUCCCAGGUACGCGAGCAAGUACUCCUAAUUUACCACCAAAACGCGAUUACGUUGCUUCCCAAUUCCCUACUUUAAAGCCUAUAGGAACUACACCAUUGCCUUCAUUGUCCCCAAAUAAUAAUAAAGCAGGUGCUACUAAUUCUAACCCGAACCCAAAGAGAGAUUAUGUUGCUCCCCAAUUCCCAACUUUAAAGCCAGUGAAAAACACGCCAUUGCCACCAUCAUCGCCAAAUCGUCAGCCUAGCUCAGGAAACGUUAAAGAUUUGAUCAAUUUUUAUGAUAAUAAGGGGCAAAACACCCCGGGUACUACCAAACAACCUAGCUUCAGCUCAAUUUUACAAGGAAAUAAUAACAAACAAACUUUGCCAUCAACUCCAAAAAGUCCGAAUGCUCCCGGUAAACCAUUAAGCUUCGGCAAUGUUGUAUCAGAAUCUAACAAUAGGGGUAACGUUUCACCAACUCCCACCUCCUUUACACCCGGGAGCCCCACUAAACCCGCGACAAGUGGACUUGUGCCUGCAAACUCACCAAAAAAGCCCGUCCUUCCAAGUUCCAUUUUAAGCAACAUUAACAAUCAAGGCUCAAAGAAUAGCGGCCCCACUGAUGCCGAACUCCAAACUUUAAGCGAGGAAUUAUUAAAGAAAGAUACAAAUAACGCUGCUAAAUACGUGACUAUAAAUUAUCAAGAAAAAACUACCUCGAGCUCGAAAGACGACAAGGCUCCAUUGCCAUUACUCACGAUCGCACCUGAGGCAUGGAAUAUACCAACAGUGCAAUUGCUACUACCGCUUUUAGAUAACUAUGAAAGAGAUGCUACAGUAAAUGAAUAUGUUACAGCGCAGGAAAGAACCGAAGAAAAUGCAUUCAUGGAUGCUGUUAUGUCUACUUCUGUAAUGCGCCAUUUAAUGACGUUCUUAAAAGAGAAAGGUUACGUAACACCAGACCCUAAGCAACAACGAGAUUUUGUUAAACAAAUGUGGUUUGGUAUGUACUCCAGAGGUCAAGGAAAAAUAAGUAGUUCUGGCUUUGAACAUGUAUUUUUGUCUGAACUCAAGAACGGUGAACCUAUAGGACUGCACAAUUGGAUUUAUUAUUCAAAGGAAGAGGCUGCAAAUCGUGUUAAUUAUUUAGGAUAUCUUAAGUACCUUUCUUUAGGCGACAAGGGAAGCGUUUUGUCAUUGCCGUAUAUUGAACAAGGACUUCACAAACCAGUGGGAAGCUUUUUCAUCGGUUUUUCGCCUGAACUAGAAAUGGCGCUCUACACUUUAUGCUACGUUACAAGAGAGGGUAAAGAUUGUAAUCUCAAGCUAGGAUCAAAAGAUGUCGACAUACUGACACACAAUUAUAGGUAUCGUAGUAAAAACUAUAUCGGUAGCGCUUACCCUAGAUUCUAGAGCCUUGAUUAUAAUUAUUUUUCUCUAAUGUUUAAAAUAUCUUCAUCAACAUUUUUUAUUACAAUAAAUAUUUUUCUA
Messenger RNA from Aricia agestis (brown argus), 2031 nucleotides. Its product is annotated as poly(U)-specific endoribonuclease homolog. Bases 253 to 1953 code for a protein of 566 amino acids. The record is from RefSeq and is a predicted model, not a curated record. NCBI's taxonomy places the organism in Eukaryota, Metazoa, Arthropoda, Insecta, Lepidoptera, Lycaenidae. The transcript has 7 exons. Gene Ontology annotation, molecular function: RNA endonuclease activity.